This is a messenger RNA of Neodiprion fabricii, 2824 nucleotides long. Its product is annotated as stAR-related lipid transfer protein 7, mitochondrial. Gene Ontology annotation, molecular function: lipid binding. The record is from RefSeq and is a predicted model, not a curated record. Bases 399 to 1874 code for a protein of 491 amino acids. Lineage: Eukaryota; Metazoa; Arthropoda; Insecta; Hymenoptera; Diprionidae. The transcript is spliced from 6 exons.
ACAUUUUAGACAUGCGAGGAGCUGCGGUGAAUUGCUCAAUUGCUUAACGCUCGGGCAGUAUGUAUUUUUAUCGCGCACUUGAAAGUCGGAUAAUGUCGUUGAAAAAGUGUCAUCUAGUGUAAUAAAUAGAACAAAAGUUUACGUCCUAAUUAACGAAUGUUUGUCACCCGUGUGAAUAUACUAACACAAUUUAGGGUGGUUAGGAGCCCCCCACAUCCCGCUUAGCAUGAAUCGAUCAGAAUUUGGUAUUUCGCAGUUUUCUAUCGAGUUAAUUGUCGUUUAGAAACGUCCUAUAUCCGUAAGAAAAGGAUAUUGAACUCAGCAAACGGCGAAAUAUGUCCAGUAAUUGAAACGAGCAGUUGGUCUCGACAGAGAAAUUGAUAAUCAAUCGGCGAAAGAUGCAUUGCCUGCACGUGUCGAACGCCCUUGCUCGUCGUUAUAACCCCAAUUUGAUUCAUGCGAGGAACAAUACUAGUAAGAGUUUCGAGGCCAUCGGAAGAAAAUGGGGUGGACGUUGGGUCAGGUUGUGGUUAAGGGAGCAAAGUCAUGAGGUGGCAAAAUCCUGCGCCAGACAAUUCGAGUGCAUUGUUGCCCAACGCGUAAGGCGAACACUGCAAAUUUUUCACUUGUACACUAAAAUUUGGGACGAGGUCGCCCUCAAGUCGUUUGUUAAUAUAUGGCGGCGAAGGCUCGGUCAAAAUACUAGAAAGUAUUUGUUUGGCGCUGCUGGCGUCUCCGCCUACAAUUGGGAUCGAGAAAGAAUUCCAGACAAUGAACUCCACAGAUACUCCAAAGAACUCACGGACAUCUACCAGCUGCGAGAGAAUACCGUUACGUGCGCAAAGUGCCACCUGAGACUAGUCAUUGAUGUCACACAGUCUGGAGUUAAAUACUGCCAAUGUCAUGGCGCGAAACCCGCACUGGCAUCUGUCCAAAAUGGUCUUAUCUUGAGUAACGGAGAUCAAUGGCAGCCAUUCAUAGAGAGGCAGGAUAUGAUAAUGUGGCGCAAAGAAGAGCCCGAAAGUGGAGGGUUGUAUGCUUACAAGGUCUAUGGGUCAUUUCCAGAUGUGUCAGCGGAGGAUUUUCUACAUGUUCAAGUUGACGUUGAGUAUAGAAAAGAAUGGGAUCCUACUGCCAGACACCUGGAGGUUAUUGACACUGAUCCCAGCACAGAGUCGUGCUUGGAUCAUCGCAGUGAAAUUGUUUACUGGGAAAUGAUUUGGCCGAGAUUAUUUGCAAACAGAGAUUACGUCUUUCAAAGAAGAUGGCUCAUCGAUAAGGAAGAGGGCCUUAUCGUCAUUGUUAGCAGGACAUCCGAUCAUCCCAAGGCCCCACUUAGGCCUGAUACGCACAGAGUAUCAACGUAUUGGUCAUACAUGGUAAUAAAACCAUAUACGGAAUUUGAUCAGCCUGGUAUUGAGUUUGGAUUAACAUAUUUUGAUGACCCUGGUGUAAACAUACCGUCAGCUGUGACCACUUGGGUAGCAAUGAGUGUUUUAUCAUUUCUUGAUAAAGGGGUUCCUGAUUUCUUGUGUCGUAUGAGGAAAGCAACACUAGAUUACCAGAGCCGCAAAUCGAACGAUGCAAAAUCUGCAAUGGUCAAUAUAGUUGAAAAUCAGCCGAUUGUUCUGGAGACGUGUAGUGAUUCAUCUGUUAGUGAUGUUGGUUACGUAUCCGAAGUGAAGGAAAAUACAGAAACACCAAAAGAAAAGGGGGAUGAAGAACCAAAGCCAGAGAGAAGUGACAAAAAAGAACGAAGUGCAGAAAAUACGGAAGAUAAAGCAGAAGACAAAAGAGAAAGCGUAAUGGGCCCUACACCAGAUGAAGAACGUGGCUUUUUACACUACUUCUUACCGUCCCGACUGUUCACGUGACACGAUAAGCCACAUAUAUCCCUUGUUUAGAAGAAAUCAAUUUUAGCAAACAGAUUUGCUGCUACUCGACCUGAAAAGAUUAUCAGUAAUGCAUUCUCAUUUUAAAGACGAAGCGUUUUCUCUCUGACUUGUCGAAUUUAUUUUCGCGAACUUAUACAGUAUUCAUAAACGUGGAGGAUCUUGUUCAACAAUUGUGUACUGUAAGUUGAAGCAUGCUAGUAAGUCUACCACUGCCAAAUCAAGGUCCCACUCGGAAAAAAUUCUAGUUAAUUCAAUUUUACGACUGAUACGUCUGGAAAUCAAGUUCAGGUCAAGUGGAGAUGUUAUUAAACGUAAACAUAUUUUGUCUGGUUUGUCAUAGGUGUGUUAGUGCAAUAAUGUUAUUUCAAUCGUGUGCAAGUGUAAAUGUGUGUGUGUGUGAGAGAGAAAGAGAGAGAGAGAAAAGUAGCUUUGAAAUAGUAUCUAUCAUAGUACGAAUCAAAUUUAAUUGAAUCAAGUGAAGUAUUUUGCUUUAAAUCUUAUAUAGACAAUUUAAGUGUUAGAUUUUGAAUAAUUUUUCUGGUUUUACACAGAAAUAAUGAAUAUUUAAAUUAUGGUUAUCUAAUCAUUUCAUGUGGAUGGACACUGCGCCAUGUAAUUCGAUGCUUUUGCACUUUUUCAACCUUAUAGGAAUCAUUUCAAAAAGAAAGACCAUCUGACGUGAAAUGAAUUUUGAAAAUCAUUGAUUUAAUUUAGAGACGCAUUAUUCAUCUAUUUUUAUGCCAAAGGUACAACAAUAUAAUGCGAUACACUGCAAAAUGUUGCAUAAAAACUUCCAUCAUCGAGUCGUACUUCUCACACAAACGUCACAGUUUGUAAUCAAAGUACAGUCGAUGCUAAAAAUUCUUUAUACAAAACCAUCAGAAAUAUACUAUACAAUUAAGUACAAUAAAUCGCCACAAAUAAAUCAA